AUGGAGCAGAUGGCGGCACUCGAGGAGGUACUCCACGCUCAGCACAGCGAGCUCCUCCUCCGGUUAGACAAGCUGGAGGCCGCCCUCUCAAGGAGCCGGCGGGGAGAGAGCCGAAGAGAGCUCAGGGGAGCUCUCAGUACCUCCUCCGUGGACCUCUUUGAGAUCCCGGAGAGUCCGAGCGAGAAGAAGCCGCCGGAGGCUCAGACGGUGCCGAUUGCCCCCAGGCCCCAGAUUGAGCCCAAUGCCAAAGCGAAGCGAAGUGCUACGAGUCGCUACGAGCUCGCGAAGGAGGAGGGCAACCGCGUCGAGGAGAUGAAGCAGAUGCAAUUCAACAGCGAAGGCGACGCCGACAACGGCUGCUUCCAGAAUCGCAUCCGUCCUCUUCGAAGGUCUGCGCAGAGCCUGGCGGCAUCGUUGCCUUUCAACAUCUUCUUUGCCUUGGUCAUCGUCUCGAACUCACUCGUCCUCGGAUUUCAGCUUGAAUGGAAUGCCCGCCGAGUGAUGGACUCGCACCCUGUCUCAAACCAA
Symbiodinium sp. CCMP2592 is the source of this 528-nucleotide messenger RNA. NCBI's taxonomy places the organism in Eukaryota, Dinophyceae, Suessiales, Symbiodiniaceae. The record is from the annotation of a GenBank genome assembly.